Messenger RNA from Acanthopagrus latus (yellowfin seabream), 2590 nucleotides. It is a transcript of the gene ccdc157, whose product is annotated as coiled-coil domain containing 157. The coding region runs from base 149 to 2323 and encodes 724 amino acids. The transcript is spliced from 10 exons. NCBI's taxonomy places the organism in Eukaryota, Metazoa, Chordata, Actinopteri, Spariformes, Sparidae. The record is from RefSeq and is a predicted model, not a curated record.
CUAUUACUUCCGGAAACAUGCCGCGGAGAAUUAUGGGACUUGGAGUCGUUCUUACGAGGUUGCCAAGGAGACGCUUCGCCAACAAGCUGGACACACUCGCUGACACUGUUGUGCCAGGCCGAAAACACUAUUAACUAGCUUGUUAGACAUGAGUCAGUUCCUGGGCCGACAGGACUGCAUCGAAAGCCUCCGGAAAGACCUCGUCGACCUUCAAGGCGCGACCCUGGACGUCUUCUCUAGAACCGGACCGGUCCGCUUCUCCUCCUGGAAGUUCCCCGAUAAACUCUCCUGUCACCUGGACAUGGUAGCUCUGCUGGAGCAGUAUGACUUUGUGGACGGGCAGGAUGCGUUCAACCAGCACUCCCAUAUUGUGUUACUGGAGCUGGUGAUUGACAGACUACUGCUUCUUCUGCAAAGCUUCAAUGCGUAUGUUGAGCAAAUAAAGUGCAGCCAUAGGAGGGAACCAACCCAGCAGAGAGGAUACUUGUCAGUUGGUCUUGUGGUCAGAAAUUAUUGGAGCAAUUUAGUUCAAUUCGCCAGUCUUAAGGGGGCCCACAAAGACAUCAAGACACAGACAAAAGCAAAGACAUUUGGCUGCGAUGAGACAGAGUUGGUGUCGUCAGUCUCCCAAAUGAGCUCAAGGAGCAACUUUUGCGGGAAAUGCUUGUCUGCUCGUUCGUCCUCAAGUUCUUUUACAUUUUUGCCACAGAAUUGUGAACCCUCCAGUUGUUCUCACAACACCCCAUGCCAUCAUAAAGCUGAGAGCCACAAUGUAGGCUGUCAGACAUUUGAAUCAUCCCUUGUUCCCUGCGAUGCAUGCCAUCAAACACAAUCCAUUUUGAGAAAAACGGGAGAUGCUUUGGUGGAACUGUUUCAAAGCGAGGGCCUGCCUUCGUCCCUGCAGCCACUCUUAGCAGCUGUGGAGGACACUCUGGAGCUGGGACACAUGACAGCAGGUGAUGUCGCCCAGUGGGCCACUGAGCAGCUCAGAGACAUGCGCCGUCUGGCAAAACAUCUUCAAGACGUGCGAGGCACGGUGCAGCCUCUUAAAGACAGAUUACAGGCAGCAGAAAAAGACCGGGACAGAUUCAGGUCUCAGUUGGAAAGAGCACAGAAAGAGUUCAAGCAAGAGGUGGAAAAACACCAAGCAAACACAGUCCAGCUGGAGUUUUCACUGAGGAGAGCAGAGAGAUCCAUGAAAGAAACAGAGCAGAGGCUACAAGAGGAGAAACAGCAACUCAAGAGAGAAACUCUGAGCUUGGAGGAGAGUUAUUCCAGACUGCAAGAGAGAGUAGCAGCCCAGCAAGAUACAUUACAAGCACUUGAAUGUGAAAAGAGUGAACUGCAGGAGAAAGUAAAGACCUUACACAUGGAGGAGGAGGCCUGUCGUAAUCUACAGCAAAGGAUCCAGCAGUUAGAGGGUCAGAUCUCCGAAACUCAACUCCAUCUUGACAAAGAGAGCGCCAAGUACCACAGCGCCUGUCGCCAGCAGGAGUCAAUGCAUGCGAAGCAGAAAUCUUUGUUACAGAGAGUUGAUGCUCUCGACGAGGAGUGUGAAGAGCUGCAGAGGCAGUUGGGGGAAGCGGAGGAGAGACAGGCCGACCUGCACAAUCGGCUGAAACUGAUGUCAGAGGAAAAGGAACAGGUGCAGGCUCAGCUGGCUAAACAGCAGGACCUCUGUUUGCAGUUCCAAGAGGAGAAGCAGACUCUACAAACACAUGUAGGCGAGCUAGAGAACAGUGUGUCUGAGCUGAAGGAAUACGGACAAGCCUUAAGGGAGAGGGAGAGACUGUUGGUUGCUUUCCCAGAGCUCAGCCCUCUGGCUCAGGCCCAACCGCAGAGUACAGGAAAUGUGCUUCUGGACAUGGAGCAACAGCUGCAAGCGAACUGCAUUCGUAUAAAUGUUUUGGAGCAGGAGAACACCACCCUGCACAGCAGCCUUGUGAAGCUGAGGGAGAGAGCCCAAAAUAAUGCAAGCAGGGAGGCCUCACCUAUGCAGACAUUGGACCUCUCUCUGUGCAGCACACCAGCGGCAAAACAACAGGAUCACCUGACACAGAUGCAUGAGACCGCCUUGCAGAGCAGCAGUGCAGUACGACUGGGAUACAGUAACAGAUGGAGGGAGGCAAGACAGGGGGAAAGUGUUCAAGGGUCAGCUGGGCCAGAGGAUCGUGUGUCCAGUGCCUCUGCUUCCCCCUCUUCCCUCAGACUUCACCUUCAAACCCUCCACCUGGACUCUGGCUCUGCUGCUAAAAGCCACACGGGAACACACAGUGUUUCUCUCCUCUCUCACUCCAGGAGCUCCAAUCACAGGAAAAAGUGAAAGCCUAAUUAUGUAAAGAGAAGACAGUCUUGUGGCGCAGAGAAGAAGAACAUAGCUCUGUAAGAGGAAUCUUCUGCAACAACUAUAUGGAUCGUUAGAGGCACAUUUCCUAUAUUAAUAAGUCAGGAGGUGUCAUUGUACCGCUGUUAUUGUAUUUUUACAUCAUUAUGCACACUUAUGACAGUGGUUUGCCACUUUUGCCACAUCUAUCAUUAUGCUAAUUCACAUAUAAAUAUAAUAAACACAUUGUUAUACAUUAAGGAAAAA